Molecule: messenger RNA, 402 nt
Organism: Cylicostephanus goldi
Lineage: Eukaryota; Metazoa; Nematoda; Chromadorea; Rhabditida; Strongylidae
Source: the annotation of a GenBank genome assembly
AUGCAGCAACGAAUGAUAAAUUACCCAGGGCGCGUUUUACACGAAGUGGAUGAAGCGGACAAGUGGACCAACUAUGGACUUAGCGGUUGUUAUCAAAAAAGAACUCCAUAUGAUCCAUUCCGUACUCCAGUACGAAGCCAGCUGUCAUGUGGUCUUCCCGACAAUGCGAUGAAUACGCUGCAACCAACUGCAUUCUACAAAUUAGCGGAGAACUAUCUUGCUGGGGGACGACCGUUACAAACCCUGUGCAAUCACAAUGCUAAUUUGGCUACUCUGUUGGGGCAGUCGAAUAUAGCGCAAAGCUGGCGACUUGUGGCAGCUUUGCUGGAACAGACAGGACUGCAAAAGGUAUACGAUCAUGAUGCUGAAUGUACAGCCGCCAAUUAUCGCGAGAAAUACGAU